Messenger RNA from Anopheles aquasalis, 1671 nucleotides. RefSeq lists its product as uncharacterized. Gene Ontology annotation, biological process: lipid catabolic process. Gene Ontology annotation, molecular function: serine hydrolase activity; lipase activity. Lineage: Eukaryota; Metazoa; Arthropoda; Insecta; Diptera; Culicidae. The record is from RefSeq and is a predicted model, not a curated record.
AUGUGCCAAACAACAAGCCAUGUGCCAAACACAUCUCUCCAUCCUUCCUACAAUCGCUAUCUGCUUUGCGACUUUCCUCAAUCGCUUUGUUUCGAUUCGCAAUCGAUCUUCCAAAAACUUGACGAUCUCGAAAGUGCGAUAGAUGCCUUACCUACCGCGCCAGUUUCCACCGUGGAUUUAGAAAGCUUGGUAUCCCAGAUAAAAGACACGAUUCAACAACCGAUCACAUACAAAACGUGUGCCGAUGUGCCAAACACUUAUCCAUCGGGGCUUUAUUUGAUGGCCGGCGAGUUUAGACAACCAUAUUAUGCUUAUUGCAAUAUGGAUUAUAGCGGUGGAGGUUGGCAAGUGUUUCAACGGAGAUUCGAUGGAGUGACCAACUUCUAUCGUGAUUGGGCCUCUUACAAGGCUGGCUUUGGCGACAUGUCGUCUGGCGAGUUUUGGUGGGGUCUGGACAAUCUAUUCCGCGUAACAAAUUUGGCCCCUCACGAAUUGACGGUCGUGUUGGAGGACUUCGAUGGAAUAACCGCUUACGCCCGAUACAGUGGAUUCCAGAUCAGCGAUGAGUCCGAUCUGUACCGGAUGAACAUCUUGGGAACCUACUCUGGAACUGCAGGCGAUGCAAUGAGAAGCCUUAGCGUUGGUUACGUCGAAAUGGAGUUGGUUAGGGUUUUAGUUUUCACCUUCAUCGUGACAAAGGAACUAGUAUUCGGUGUCACAUUGUUGUUGUCGCAGUACCAGAGUGAACUGGAUGAAGUUAAACUCUAUUUCUACACACCACAUACCACGCAUGAUGUUACCAAAGAAGACAUCUAUCCUUCUCUAGUUGUGCAGCCGCAAAAGCAAUUUAAGGUGCUAAUUCACGGCUGGAACGCUGACCGUGAUCAUAUAGCAACGCGCCCAGUACAGAGUGCCUAUCUGGUACGGAACGACUGUAAUCUUCUGGUGGCAGACUGGUCAAACGUUUCGGCACAGUUAUACCCGACAGCACGGAAGCUGGUGUUACCCGUGGGAUUUCGUAUUGCCAGCAUUUUGGCUAGGUUUAUGGAUCAAUUUGCUAUCGGCCACAACCAGGUACACAUCAUUGGCCACAGUCUCGGAGCACAUGUGGCUGGUAAUGUUGGCCGCUACUUUGCUGGGAAAUUGGCUCGAAUCACUGCGCUCGAUCCAGCCGGCCCUCUGUUCCGGCCACAUUCACGCGAUGCUGUCGCACCAACUGCAGCCCAGUUGGUAGAUGUAAUUCACACCGAUGGAUCCGUUCUUGGGGAACUCGUGCUGAGAGGACAUAUUGAUUUCUUCCCCAAUGGUGGCUUAUCUCCCCAACCGGGGUGUGAAACUCUCGAUUUGUUGACACUGCAUGCAUGCAGUCAUUACCGUUCCACUGGGUUCUUUGCUGAAUCAAUCUUGCUGCCCAACAAUUUUAUAGCUGCCCAGUGUAACCUUCAACAGACUCCAGAAGGACAACCUCAAGGAUGCUUACCAGUGUCUACCGAUUUCUCCAUCAAAAUGGGCGAAGAACUGGACACUCUUAUUCGUGGAACGUUCUUUCUCCAAACGGCUCCUGUUCCUCCUUACGGACUCGGAAACAUAACAAUGCACUAAUAGGAGUAUAAAACCUAUUUAUUGAAACGUAAACAAUACGCUCACAUAACGAGCAUUGCAUCUUGUUGC